Chara braunii is the source of this 3342-nucleotide messenger RNA. Lineage: Eukaryota; Viridiplantae; Streptophyta; Charophyceae; Charales; Characeae. The record is from the annotation of a GenBank genome assembly.
GGAGGGAGGCACUUAUGUCUGUGCGUGCUUAGUGAAACUGGGCUCGGCGAGGAGAGAGGCUGUUUGGGAACGGUAGAAAGUCGCACAUCGAGGUUGAUAGAUGCGGUAGGAGAAGGAAUGUGAGGAGGGGGAACAAAGAGAAUUUUGUAGUUGUCUGGCGGCGGGCAUAUCAUCUGGAGCGGACGGAAGAGACAAGAAACUAUCAGUUUUCGUUUUUUCCCCCUACUAUGGGCGAAACAUGCACCGCAGACGAGCGUUUUGUCUUCAGGCUGCAGGAGGGAGGAGGAGCUGUGGCGGCGGGACCGGUAGUUGAAGAGGCGGCUGGCGAUGGCCGGGAAAGGAACGAUGAAGCCCAGGUGGAAGCAGGUGAAGACGAUGAGAGCAGCAGCGUGUUUGCGGACGCCUCCUCUUCUGCCAGCGGGUCAAGUUGCGCGCUUGGGGAGGAGACAGUGGAAUCAAGCGGCGUCGUGAGCGACGAAGAUCGAACGGCAGGAAGCAUUUGUGCCCUGGUUGCGCAGGGGAAAAAGCGGUGUACUCCUCUUCUGCAUGAAGCCUCUUACGUGUCGUUAUCUGAGAACGACAUCUGGGACAGACAGAUCGGGCUGUGCUCGGCCGCGGCAUCCGUUCUCGGCAUCAGUCAGGACGCCGCCGGCAUUCUCCUGCGAAGUUUCGGCUUCGAUUUCGACAAGCUGGUUGGUCGUUGGGUUCAAGACGAAGACGGUGUGCGGCAUUUGACAGGCCUGACGAGGGAGCAUUGGCCGGAGUGUGGGAAAAGAGCGGUGUGUUGCACAGUGUAUGAUGCGCGUAGGAGAGGGAGGAGGAGGAAGGGUGGAGGGGGAGGGGGAGGAGGAGGGAGACCCGAGAGUCCUGUGUCUCACCGGUCCCCCUCACCACCAUCCUCCUACGCAAUCAUGCUGACCUUACCGGGCGAUAUGCAGGAGGAAGAAGAGGUGACCACGGCGAUGGCGGCGGCGGCGGCAACGGCGAUGGCGGCGUCGGACGCUCGACAGUGUCGGCGUUGUGCUGUAAACGUCUUUCUCUCGACGGACUUGCGGAUCCUUCGAUGCGGCCAUGGCUUCUGCAGUCAUUGCUGGUCCGUCAGCGUCCACGAGGCCAUAGCCAAGCAAGCUGUCAUGCGCUGUCCUCUUCCCCACUGCGAUACUGCGGUUGGCGACAGCGACGUUCUUGCCGCCGCUUGCGACGAAGCCGAUUUCGCUGUGUUUCGCCGCCAAGCAGCCUGGCAUUACCUCAGAGGAUCGGCGACGGUGAAGCCUUGCCCCGCCGACAGCUGCUCCUACGCCGUCGAGCUUGUCGCCGAAGGGCCGAAUGGAACGAUGGAUGUGUCGUGCGGAGGAUGCGGACAUAGGUUCUGCUGGAGCUGUUUGCACGAAUCCCACCGCCCGGCGCGGUGUGACCAAGUGGGAGAGUGGGAGAGGAUGCUGGAGGCGGAGGCGAAGAAAUUGUCGCCUUCAGCCCGGCGGGAUCCCGAACCAUCCUCAGUCAUGCAACCAGCGGGCGGUAAAUGGAUCGAGAAGGAUGUAGAUAGAGAUAGAGAGAGAGAGAGAGAGAGAGAAAGAGAGAGAGAGAGAGAUAGAGAUAGAGGAGGGAAAACUCCAGGGAGAUCGUCUUGGAAAAGGUGGCGGAUUAACCUCCAACGGAAAGGGCUAUGCACGCCAGGGGGGGGGUACAAGUUGCACCGGACUGAAGAAGCGGGAAAGGACAAAGUGGACAAAGUGGACAAAGUGGACAAAGUGAAAGCGUCCGCAUUUCGAUUCCCUAAACGCUCCGCCGCGGCGCUGUCAUGUAUGUGUGGCGCGUUCAAUCCGGAUACUAGCGACAACGAGAGCUCAGAGGAGGAGGAGGAGGAGGACCUCGCGGGGGAGUGGGGCGCGGGUAAUGGCACGGCGACUCGGAAGGAGAGGUAUAGAGUAAUAGAAAGAAGACGAAAGAAGAAGAGAGGCGGAGGAGGCGCGGAAUGGCGGCGGAUGAAAUGCUUGUCGUCGGUAGUAUCGAGAGGUUUCUCUUGCGCGGUCCCCUUCGAGCGGAUGGACCAAGGGGACCAUCGCCACCGACCGUGGAGGAGGUGGGAUUACCCCCGCCAUCAUCAUCAUCAUUAUCCUUAUCAUUAUCAGGCUACGAAUCAUCCUGCCGAUGAUGAUGAUGAUUACGUGGGUUUGUCUGCAUUCGUCAGCUCGCCCGCGUCCAUGUCAGCCGUGGCAGCGAUGAAGCAAAACGCCGCGCGCGGAGGAGGCGCAGGAGGCGGAGGCGCGGGGAAGUCGUCCUCCGCCGCUUCCGAUCGAUUCAUGAUGUUUGCGGAACGCUGGGCAGAGCAGGAAUGGUCCCAAGCCGGGGUGGUAUGGGACCUCAAGCGGUUCAUUGCCGAGGACAUUGUGAUUCUCUCAAGGGAGGGAGGGCUUCCUCUGUCUUACCUAGAACUUGUCGAACAAGCCAUCUGGUUGGUGAUCGAAUGUCGCCGGGUACUCAAAUGGACCUGGGUGCAUCAGUUUUUUCUCGGCGUUGCCGAUACUGAGGCGGGAGGCAGCAAUAGAUCAUCAUCAUCAGCAGCAGCAGCACAGCAAUGCGCGGCGAAUGAUGAUGACAAUUUGAAUGUCGACUAUGAGGUCAAUAGCAGCGGUAGUAGUGGGAGCAAUGGGAGUAAUAGGCAAGGGGGGAGUAGGAGGAGCGCGUUUCUAUCGUAUUUGCAGGCGGAAGCAGAGUCGAAGCUGAACAGGCUUCACAGAAGUGCUGCCAGGGAACUUAGGCGACUUUUAAAAGACUGGGAGGAUGAUGGCCAGUUAACCGAGCACUCGCUAGAAUCGAUUACAGAUUUCCAGUCUCGACUGGUUGAGCUCUGCCGGUGUAUUCGGGACUACUUCGAGAACCUCGUUGUGGGGCUGGAAAGCGAUUCUCCCACGGAGGACGUCACGCUUGGCCAUGCACGAGGAGAAGAGGAUUCCGAACAACAGCGAAGGUUCUGGGACUCCCCAGAUCGGUAAUAACCAAGAGCUAAUCACUGGUUACUCUUUUUAACAGUGAUUUAACUCAUGAUUAUGAUCAUGUUCUUGGACUAUUCAGUCAUUGUAGCUCUCUGACGACCAAUAGUCUUCGACGUACAGAGAUUCUUAUGGACGAAUAAGUGUGCUCCUCCGAGGGAGGGAGGGAGGGAGGGAGGGAGGGAGGGAGGGAUCAAUCUACACUUAUCUUCAGCGAUUGAUGAAUGAUGGGUGCAAGGAAAGGACGCGUCCGACCCGCACUAGUUUACUCCGACGGGGGUCCUAUUGUACACGACUACUCUACGUAGUAGACUAUGUAUGGAUGAACCAAUGAAUAAGGCUUUAGCGU